AUUCCGGCUUUCUGGCGGCUUGAUUAUUCAAGCGCGCUCUAUCGACCGGCUACUUCUCGAUCGUGAAAGAAGUCAUUCGAUUGCUGAGAUUUACGCUGAUUGUCUAUAAUCUAGAUGCAAACAGGGUGUUGAUGUCAGCGAUACACCGUGAAAGAAACGAAGCUGCUGGUCGAGAUGCAGUUCUUUUUCCAUAGUAAUCACAGCUAGCUAACAGUCGAGCACCUGGGGCCUUUUUCAUAGAUCGGACAAUGGCAAGAGAGAGAGCAGCCACGAUAAUUUCGAUUGUGAUCCUGGCUGUUGCGUGCCUUCACUCUAUCGCCGAAGUCAAGGUCCACGCGGAGGCUGCGUCCUUGAACGAGACCGUGCGUCACGAUGACUACACCGUUAAGGAAAACGUGGCACCUCUCUUUCACAAAUCUGAAAACAAAACCGAUGAAUUUGCGUAUGAUCAUCCUCACAAAAUGUCCGGGAAGCCAACCAAAUUUGAUAUGGAGUUUCAUACGGACGAUAAAGAGGAUUAUCAGAUUGAACCAUCGAGAAUGGCUAAUGUCACAGCUAAUCCAAUUGAAAUGAAUUCAACGACCAGCCAGUCUCUAUCGAAUUCGACGGAAUGCAGAGAGAAACUCAUAGUCUCCUGCAUUCGAAAAGACUUCUCGGAUUUUCUCGAUCGCCUGUCAAGAGUUGACACGUACAACGUAACGGAAUCUGUGCAAAUAAUAAGAAAUCCUGAAGCAAAUGUCACGUGUAAUGAUCGAAGGAAUAACGACGAUACGGAUUCGAAUCUUCUGGAUAAGGUUCAUCGCUACGCCAGGACACACGUCAUGAAAAUACAGCUGAACAAGGAUCUGGGCCUUGUUAGCAAAGCCAGGACGUUCUUUGGUUCGUUCGGUCUGAAGAAACUAUUGCUACCCCUGAUCUUUGGCGUGCAGAUAAUUAAGAGUGUGUUACUCGCCCUCUUCCUACCGAGUAUUAUCGGCAGUAUUGGUAAUAUUGUUGGGAAAGGUGUUUCCUCCUUUGCGCAAUCGUCGCAUACCGCGCCCAUAGCACCCGAGGAAAAUUUCGAGUUCAAGGAUAACACUGACCUGUACAACGACGACUAUCUGACGCGACAACCCUUAGGAACGUUACCAGCAUCCGCCAUGUAUGAUGAGAGCAUGAUGCAAACGCAGAAAAGCCCGGAUAUUGCGUCUCGCUAUGCAUUUGUCGAUACAAAAGUAUCUCACGCAAAUGCGCUUUCGGAUCGUUAUUACACGCGACACGUGGCUUCACACGGACUUUCUAAAAAACAGGACUUUAAGGUCUUCCACGAGAUCCCGACGAGCUCCCUGCUCCUGACGAACUACGACCCGUUUUACUCACCUCUGUUAUCGCGUCUCGACGCCGUGUUCUCCCGUCUCGGCCACAACACAGAAGGCUGCAGGGAAUACGCGGUGUGCGCGAUGUACCGGAAUCCGGCACGAUACGCACCCUACUCGAACCUGGUCUCUGCCCAGCUGUCCAGGGAGUUGAACGAGCUGAGGAAACCCAGCAGCGACAAUCCCGACGUUCUGCGCUUCUUCAGGUACAUGAAGGCCGCCAAGGACGGCCAGGAUGGCGUCAAGUGCGAAGAGAUCUAUGCCGGUUGUGCGCAUGGUCGCGAGGAUCAGACCGCGAAGCAAAAUCAAGCGAUGUUGGCGACGUAUCAAGACAUCAACAAGCUCGUUCAGGCCAGAAAGAUCUAAAAAAACAUAUUUUGUUUAUUAGUAAUUGCUAUCAAUUGCGAAUGCGAUAAAGGAAGAAGAUGCGUCUCGAACUUAGAGCUUUAGAAACAGUCGUCUGUAUAAUUUUGAUCGAAUUUAGUGCAGUUGUUAAAAAGUUCAGCGUCUGCUUUUAAUUCGUUCGCAGAUUUUGUACGUAUGUAAAGUUGAUAGAUAUUCUCUCUCUUAGUGGCGGAUCAUAGACAAAGCGCUCAUCUGAAGCCUCAAGACGCAAAGAUACGAUUUUCAUUUUCGACAAAAUUUAUUAAUUUUUCGAUUUUAUUAAUUUUAGACAUUAAGAAUAGUAUUUAACGUUCUUUGAAACUUCCUCGGGGUUUUAGAUUUUGAUAAGAGUUUAGAUAAGAGGACUUGAAAUCGAUUUGCGCUUGGGGCUCUUGAGGCAGUCUUAAUCCAACAUUAUUAAAGCCUUCAAUUUCUAUAACUAAACAAACUCUUAAUGUAUCGUAUACACAUAGUUUCCUAAGUAUCGUUUGUGCUAAAUAAGUACUUGUUUGAUUUCCGAUACAGUCAAUUAAGUGACGCACGUAAAUCUUUGAAAAUUGAGAACUUUUAAUAAUUAUUUAUGAAAACUCACAGAAAUGAUUAAGAUGUUAUAAAUCGUUAGCAUAAAAAUUUGUUAAAAAUUAUUCUGACAUAUUUAUUUUAUCUUCUGCUAUUGCUUUCUUACUAUGUUAACUAAAUUCUGUUUUUAAAACACGUUUAAUCAAGGCUACAACCGUUUACUUAAUAAACAAUAGUAAAAUUAUCGUAAGUACGGUGAAAGAAAGCGCAUUGAAUAAGAGAGAUCACGUAUACAUAUGUAAUCCUUAAGAAAGCCGGUCAUGCAUAAUUGUGAACAAUUAAUAAUUAACAUUGGUAUUAUUUUCUAAGCAUUUUUAAAAGUGGAAACUGUGUUGAUACAAUGAAAGAGCACUUUUACGUAACGUUCAGCUUUGGAUUACGGGAGAAGUACAUCAAUCUAUACUUCUCACGUUGCAAAGCGACAUAAUAAUUGAAGUGUGAUCUGAUUAUAAUUUUAAUAUGGGAAUAUAGUUAGAGAGAAAUGUAUCUUUUUUAUAAGAGAGUUUCUUCAGGGGAUUGAUAUGCAAUUAGGUUACAGUACACUUUCAGUGAAUGUAUCUUGCAUAAAGUUCUUGAAUCUCUAAAAAGAACUAUAAUCUAUUUCGUUAAAAAGAGUUAUUUGCACAAAUGAGAAAAUAAUUGGUUAAGACUUUAAUGACGUAAAUGAAUUAUUAUCCCAAAUGUGUAGAUAUAACGCGCGUAGCAUUAAAAUAAUUGUAUUUAAUUUAAUUUAUUUAUUGAGUACUAUAUCGAGUAGACAUGAGAUUUAAUUUUGCGAUAAACGAUUGUGACUUUGGAUAUUAUUUAUUUAAUGACGUAAAUAUGAAGAUACUAAUUUAUAUUCAAUUUGAGCGAUAUGUCGCCCAAAGCGUACAUAUGUAUUUAGAUUAAUCUAAUGUUAUUAAAAACUUGCGCGAUUAUACCAUUACUUUUUCAUAAUAUAUUUAUAAAUUAAUACAUAAAGAAUGUCAAAAAAGACAUUUGACAUCAGUCAUAUAGUAAGACUAUGAAAUGCGUUACAGUUUUCAAUAUAAUUAUGUUUAUAUAAUUAAAAUUCUAUUUAAAAUAGGUAAAAAACGGUAAGAACAAAAGAGAGUAUUUUGUUUUAUUAAAAAUGCAAAUUGUAAUAAUUCACUCUUAAGAAAAGCGUAUAAAGAUGAGGAAAGUUGAUUGCUCGAAAAUACUGAAAUUUAUUUUAUUAUCUCUUUUCCAUGAUAUCUAUUAAGUAUCGCGAUAUGCAUUAUGUAUUAUUUCAUAUCAAUGCAAAUCUGUCAUUGAGCGAAGAUUGUAUAAUUUGACAGUUUUAAUUGAAAUUGAAGAAGAACGAAAACAAUUGUAAUAUUCAACUCGAGCAAUAAUCUAUUGAAAGACUGUCAUCGGAAAGAUUGUAUUUUGGUAGCUUUUUUAGUAAGUAUGCGCGGCGUGUUGCUUUCGUCGGUAAGCACUCGACGGUAAAGUCCGUUUGUGACGUGUUGCUUUCGUCAUUGAUGAAAUGCAAAAUAUACAGAUUGCUCAAACACAACUACUAGAAAUAAUGUUUCCAAAAAAUGAAGAUGUUACUUGAACGAAACAGGUAUUAUGAUUGAUAAGCAAUCGAAAAUAAAAUAAAAUCUAUUAGAAACGCUUGUAGAAAAAAACUUGGUGAAGGUUUGAAAAAUAAGAGAAAUGUUACUAAAAAUGGUCUUACGAUUAAAAGCUUCUUGUACAUUCAAUUAAAUAAAAAUUAUUUAAAAAAUAUUAUUCUCUCUCUUAACAUAAAAAAAUUGUUAUAAUAAAACUUUUAAUCAUUAUACAUGUGAAUAAUAAAGCAGAUAACUAAAAUAAUUGCUGAAAUAUAUGAAUGGCAGCCACGUAACGCACAUAUGCUAAUCUCAUAAAAACAAUAUAUUAAUCAAUGUGAAAUCUUUUGUAAAAGAUGAAAUUGUGUAACAUCAAAUGGGCGGCGUAUCACAAAAGCAAUAAAUGUU
Formica exsecta is the source of this 4285-nucleotide messenger RNA. RefSeq lists its product as uncharacterized. The transcript has 5 exons. The record is from RefSeq and is a predicted model, not a curated record. Lineage: Eukaryota; Metazoa; Arthropoda; Insecta; Hymenoptera; Formicidae. Bases 249 to 1721 code for a protein of 490 amino acids.